Molecule: messenger RNA, 227 nt
Organism: Rotaria sordida
Lineage: Eukaryota; Metazoa; Rotifera; Eurotatoria; Philodinida; Philodinidae
Source: the annotation of a GenBank genome assembly
AUGGAAACUACUCAAUAUUCUACACCAACAGCACAAGAACAGCGUACUGAAGAACCAAUAACAACAACAACAACAACAACAACAACAAGUCGUCUGGCAGUUACAACUACUGAAUUACCACUACUCAAAGAAUCAUUGACACCAAGAGGGCCAUCGACAAGACGACAGCGACAAACAACAACAAGACAAAUCGAAAUUAUUGAUUUGGGAACACCAAUCAAAACACC